AUGGAAGAAAAUGAUUUAAAGCGGUAUGACGAUGUUGUUAUCCAGUCAGGAAACGCAACAGAUAUUCUAAGGAAUGGAUUCAAGAUAUUUCCAAUUAAAGAGGUGAAUAUGUUAAACACAUAUAUGACACAAGAGGCUCGAAACGUUAAGAAUUUUAAAAAGGGAACAACAACAUUAGGGUUUAUUUUUGAUCAAGGAGUUAUACUUGCAGUUGAUAGCAGGGCCUCGAUGGGUCCUAUAGUCUCAACUCAGAACGUCAGCAAAGUCAUUGAGAUCAACUCUUAUCUCUUGGGAACCAUGGCAGGUGGAGCAGCAGACUGUUCAUACUGGGAAAGACAUCUUGCAAAGCUCUGCAGAUUACAUGAGCUUAGAAAUCAGUGCCGGAUCUCUGUUGGAGCUGCUUCACAGAUUCUAGCAAACAUCUUCUACUAUUUCAAGGGCUAUGGACUAUCAGCUGGAACAAUGAUUGCUGGAUAUGAUCUGAACGGACCUGGGCUAUAUUAUGUCAGUAGUGAAGGCGAGAGGGUCAAGGGAAAGCUAUUUAGCGUAGGCUCAGGCUCCUUGUUUGCUUACGGUGUUAUUGACCAGGGAUAUAGAAGUAAUAUGACACUUGAAGAAGCAGUAGAGCUUGGAACAAGAGCUAUUUACCAAGCUGGACAUAGAGACGGUUUUUCAGGAGGAUUUGUUAACUUAUACCAUGUUCAUAAGGACGGCUGGACCAAGAUUGUUGAUCGUCGAGACAUUAACGAGCUCCAUUAUCUAUAUGCUGAUAAGAAAGGUAAUAAGAGACACAUUAGAUCAAUAUAUCUAUAA
Theileria annulata is the source of this 813-nucleotide messenger RNA. RefSeq names its product 20S proteasome beta 5 subunit, putative. NCBI's taxonomy places the organism in Eukaryota, Apicomplexa, Aconoidasida, Piroplasmida, Theileriidae. Gene Ontology annotation, molecular function: threonine-type endopeptidase activity. The record is from RefSeq and is a predicted model, not a curated record. The transcript is spliced from 6 exons. Gene Ontology annotation, cellular component: proteasome core complex. Bases 1 to 813 code for a protein of 270 amino acids.